AAAAAAAAAAAAAAAAAAAAAAGAUGAGCCUAUUAGUAGUCGACCAUUUAAGCAAAUUAAUUUUUUGUUUUGAAGAAAAAUUAUCAGGUGAUGAAUUUUAUUAUAAAUCGGAAACGGUAAAACUACUAGAUAUUUUAACAAAAGAAUGUAAAACAAUUUCUUUACCAUUUUACUUUGUGUAUUUUUUGAAAUACUAUUCGAAUUUUAAAUUAGAAAAUAUGCAAAGUCAUAUAUUUUAUUCGUUUGCAAUAGAUGAUAGAUUAUAUAAAUGUUAUAAUAUGUCAUUAUUUAUAUUUUUUGACCAAGAAAAUAUAAACGGUGAUGACAAAUGUUUUAGUAAUAAGAACAAAUUAAGUACAAAUAUUGGUUGUGCUGAUUAUUGUGGUAAAAAUUAUAAGGAAAAUAAUUACGAAAAAAAAUAUAUUGAAGAAACACAAACAAAAAGCAUAGCUAUAAAUUAUAUAGAAAAAAAUAAUAAAUAUUUUGGUGUUUAUAAAAAUGAUGAUAUGUAUUUAAAUAAAAAUGAUUAUAUUACAAAUGUACGUAAUAUGAUGGUGAAAAAUAAUAAAAAAAAAUUUAAUUUGAUGUUCAACAAUAAUUAUUCAAUUUUAUCAUCGUCAUUGGAAAAAUUUAGUUUUGAAUUAUAUCCAGGAUGUUAUUAUAUAGAGAUAUUUAAUUUAUAUUUGAUGGUAUUAUUUGAUGAAAUAAAUAAAAAAUACAUUUUUAGUGUUGUUUCGAUAGAACGUUAUGGUGUAGAAGAAAGUAAAAAAUUAAUUUUUCAAUUAAAUGAUAAUAAGGAGGUCAUAACAGAUUUUAUUAAAAAUAGAAAAAUCAAUCAUAGUAGUAUAUCCCAUAUUCCUAAAAUAAAUAAUAACAAAAAUAUUUAUAUUGAUUACAAUACUGUAAAUAGGAAUAUAUCGUAUAGGAAUAAAAACGAUAUGACGCCAGCAAAAAAAUUAUUUUUAACAGAAACCAUGUCGAGGAAUCAAAAUAUUUAUACACUUGGUGUGAACAUACGUUACAAAAAAAAAAAAAAUGAGCAAAAUAAAAAUAAAUAUAAAACUGUAUUUAACUUAUGUAAAAAGAAAAACGAUAUGUUAAGAAUUGAUAAAAAUUUAUUUACAUAUUUCUUAGAAAUGAAGGGGGUAAAAACAUAUAAUAACAAUCGUUUAAUACUAUCGCUAUAUAAUAUCAGGAAGUGGAUGCCUUGUUUUAUUAAAUACUUUUUAUUUUCUCAAUACAGAAAUAAUAAAAAAUAUGUAUUAUUGUUAUUAUUAUUAUUAUCAAUUAAGAAAACUUUGAAACAUAUAAGCUGGAUAAUACACAAUAGUAAUUAUUUGGUAAAGAGAGACAAAAAAAUUCGAGCAUGGAUACAGCUAAAUAUUUUCAUGAGUAAAUUUUUAUUUAAUAAUUAUUCUUUUCGUAAUUUAAACAAAACUUAUGAACAUGUACUACAUAUUUUAGAACAAUGUUUUUUAAGUUUUUUUUUUGAGCUAAUAAAAAAAAAAAAUGAUAUUCAACACGUUAUCUCGCUUAAGAGUAUGGUGUUUCCUAAUAGUAACAAGAACUUUUUGCUAGUUUAUGCUACAGGUAAUAAUAAUAAUAAUAAUAAUAAUAAUAAUAAUAAUAAUAAUAAUUGUGAAUAUAAUGACUGUACUGAUAAUGAUAAUGAUGAUGAUGCACAUCAAGGUGAUGGUAGUAGUGAUGGUAGCCAGAGAGGUGGUGAUAAUAGUGGUAGUGGUGAUAGUGGUGGUAAUAGUGAUAAUGGUAGUGGUAAUAACGGUAGUAGUAAUAACGGUAGUAAUAAUAGUGGUAGUAGUAAUAGUGGUAGUAGUAAUAGUGGUA
This is a messenger RNA of Piliocolobus tephrosceles (Ugandan red Colobus), 1845 nucleotides long. RefSeq names its product probable serine/threonine-protein kinase DDB_G0283337. The annotation marks the transcript as partial. NCBI's taxonomy places the organism in Eukaryota, Metazoa, Chordata, Mammalia, Primates, Cercopithecidae. The record is from RefSeq and is a predicted model, not a curated record. The transcript has 2 exons.